This is a messenger RNA of Camelina sativa (false flax), 918 nucleotides long. Lineage: Eukaryota; Viridiplantae; Streptophyta; Magnoliopsida; Brassicales; Brassicaceae. The record is from RefSeq and is a predicted model, not a curated record.
UGGCUUAUUGUUUUUUUCUCCUUUUACAUCGGAUUUGGACUUCUGGGUUCUGUUCGGUUGUGGGGAAAAAAAAAAAAAUUGGGGUCAAUAUAAGAAAAUUUUGAGUGGGUUUAAUCUUGUGGUCGUGAUUGAUCUUCAUACUCUCUUUGAUCAGAGUGGACUUUGCUUCCAUGUUUUUGUUCGUCUGUAAUAUUGUUUGAAAUUUUAUGUAGGGUUUAAAUAGGCAUGUCUUAGAUCACUUUCAGUCUUAAGGGCAUGUGUCUUUGUGUUUCUUUUACAAAGCAAAGUCUCAGUUCGAGUCUUCAGCAUUAUAUAGCUCUGAGAAUCUCUUUAUACAUUGUCAAACUCAGGACUCAAGACUAAAAGAAUUCACAGUUGGAGACUCUCUACUUUUUUCUUUUUUUUUGGUUUCUAAGAGUGGACCCUUGUGGUUUUCAGGUGCUUCCAGUUUUGUAUUUUUUGGCCAUGGACGCUACAGAACAAGUGAUCAAAGAGCUCACAAAGAUUGAAGGUGAUGACACUUCAACAGUGGAGAUCAAAGUGUUGUUAUUCGCCAGAGCACGCGAGCUCACAGGCGUGCCUGAUUUAACACUGAAGAUGCCAUCAGGUAGUACAACACAGAAAUGCAUGGACGAGUUGGUUCUCAAGUUCCCAAGCUUGGAAGAGGUACGUAGCUGUGUGGUUCUUGCGUUGAAUGAGGAAUAUACAACCGGUUCCGCCAUUGUUCAACACAGAGAUGAGUUAGCCAUCAUACCUCCAAUUAGUGGCGGCUAAUGCAUCACUACUACUAAAGUCCCUUCAUUUGUGUUUGUACUUUUCAUUGGCAUUAGUAAUCAAACAUGUAAAAGUUAAAGGUACUUUUUGUCAUAAAACAACAACAGAAAUAUCUGUCUUAUAAUAAAAGAAAGGUUUACAUCA